Molecule: messenger RNA, 702 nt
Organism: Malassezia restricta
Lineage: Eukaryota; Fungi; Basidiomycota; Malasseziomycetes; Malasseziales; Malasseziaceae
Product: glutathione S-transferase
Exons: 1
Coding region: 1-702 (233 amino acids)
Source: RefSeq, a predicted model, not a curated record
AUGAUUAUUGUACACCACCUCAACAACUCGCGGUCGCAGCGGAUUCUCUGGGUGCUCGAGGAGCUCGAGAUCCCGUAUGAGAUCAAGUUCUACCAGCGAGGCGCAGAUCACCUAGCGCCUAAGGAGCUGAGGGACGUGCAUCCCCUCGGCAAGAGCCCCGUCAUCACCGACACGGACCGGGGCAACAAGGUGGUGGCGGAAAGUGGCGCCAUCAUCAACUACCUCAUCAAGUACUACGGCAAUGGCCGCGGCGUGCCUACGAAGGAGCGCGAAGACGACAAUGACUUUUGGACGCAGUUUAGCGAGGCCAGCCUGAUGCCCAAGCUCGUGCUCCUCCUGAUUUUCAUGCUGCUCCCCACCCAAGCGCCAUUCUUUAUCCGCCCUAUUCUGAACAUGGUCGGAAACCAGGUCCGCCGUCUUCUGAUCGACCGCGACUUGGAUGCCAUGAUCAAGCUGUCCGCUGAUGCGCUCACGCAAGAAAAGAGCGAUGGCCGCGCGUGGUUCGCCGGUGGCGACAAGGACGGCAACCCCACAGCGGCGGACUACCAGAUGCUCUUCCCGAUGGAGGCCAUCACGUCUGGUCGCUUGGACGCGAGCCGAGUGCCUGAGCCCAUCAAGAACUGGGUGGACAUGGUGCACAAGCGACCCGCCUACCUUCGUGCCUACGAAAAGGGUGGCCCGUACGACUACGCCAAACUCUAG